Messenger RNA from Meira miltonrushii, 5991 nucleotides. Its product is annotated as putative Chs8-chitin synthase 8. The record is from RefSeq and is a predicted model, not a curated record. Gene Ontology annotation, molecular function: cytoskeletal motor activity; ATP binding; chitin synthase activity. The transcript has a single exon. Lineage: Eukaryota; Fungi; Basidiomycota; Exobasidiomycetes; Exobasidiales; Brachybasidiaceae. Bases 1 to 5991 code for a protein of 1996 amino acids. Gene Ontology annotation, cellular component: myosin complex; cell septum; cell periphery.
AUGAUCUGCAAUCUUCCACCUGGCUCAUUCAACACAGAUUCAAUCGUAUCCACUUUGCGAGAUCGUUUCUACGCUUCUCAGACGUUUCUCUCUCUGUCACAUACAAUCUUACUCUCUCUCAAUCCUUACUCUCCAAACGGUGCUUACGAAAAUGAAGAAGUGUUGAGACAGUACACUGCCGAUUAUCGUCAACUUGAUCGUGAAAGACGUAUUGUCCUGCCAAGUCAUGUGUUUGGCCUUACAUGUGAUGCAUACUUUUAUAUGAUGCGAACAGGUCAAGACCAAAGUAUCAUCCUAGCAGGUGAAACGUCAUCAGGCAAAUCUGAAAACAGGAAGAAGGUUUUACGUGCUCUCCUCGCACUCAGCUCUGCUUCUCCAGGCAAGAAAGGCUCAAAAUUAGCCGUACAGAUCCCUUCCGCAGAAUACGUAUUGGAAUCAUUCGCGCACUGUCAAACAUUAGACAACAACAAUGCUUCGAGAUAUAGCAAGUAUACAGAGCUUCAAUUCGAUGAAUCAGGCAAGAUUAUCGGCUACAAGACUUUGAACUAUUACUUGGAAAAGGAGCGCUUGACAAAGUGUGCAGCUGGCGAACGAAAUUUUCACGUUUUAUAUGCUCUUUUAGCUGGCUGCUCUGCUGAUGAGAGACAACACUUGAUGUUGGGUGAAGGUACCAACUUCAGACUAUUAGCCUCACAUACUCGAGGAAGCAGAGAAAGUGUUCAAGAUGACAUUAAUCGUUUCAACAAGCUUAAGCAAGCAUUCAAGAAUAUCGGUAUGUCCAAACGUCAAGUAGCAUCCUUGUGUCAGGUUUUGAGCGCAGUUUUGCAUUUGGGCGAUAUUGAAUUCUACCACGAUCGUCAUAGCACGCAAGAAUCCGCUUCAGUACGCAACAAAGACACCUUACAAACAGUCUCAAACUUCCUUGGUAUUCCUCCCCGUGCUCUGGAAGAAUCUCUGACAUUCAAGACCAAGAUGAUUCGCAAUGAAGUCUGCACAAUCCUCCUGGAUGCCGAAGGUGCAGGAAGUAAUCGUGAUGAUCUUGCAACUUUUCUGUACUCGAUGCUGUUCACCUGGGUGGCAGAAUUUGCCAACGAAAAGUUGUGCAAAGACACUUUCAGUACAUUUGUCAGUGUUUUAGAUUUGCCUGGACCUCAAAAUCAAUCACGCCAGAAUUCGUUGGAUCAAUUCAUCGUCAACUAUGCAAACGAAAUGCUUCACCAAUUUAUUUUGCGAACUGUAUUUGAGCAUCGCAAGGAAGAAUUCGUUCAUGAAGAUAUCGAAAACGCUAUUGAUGAUGUACCCUACGCCAAUAAUUCCGAGUGCUUGCGUUUGAUCACAAAUCAGCCAGGCGGUCUUGUGCAUAUCAUGGACGAUCAAGCACGUCGCGUGCCAAAGAAGACGGAUCAAACAAUGGCAGAAGCUUUCGGGAAAAGAUGGGGUAACCACCAAAGCUUCAAAGUGGGCCCAAUUGACAGAAGUGGUGCAACUACUUUCACGAUCAGUCACUUUUCCGGUCCUGUAAAUUAUACAAGUCAUCAAUUCUUGGAGAAGAACAGUGACGUGACGAAUCCAGACUUUGUCUCCUUGCUUCAAGGUCCAUUGCAAACAGCAAGCGGACAAGUUGCGCCAGGCGCAUUUGCAGGCUCUGACAAUGCAUUCAUCCGUGGUCUCUUCAACAAUCGAGUACUGAAUGUACAGGCACAUCCUCGCAACGAACAAACCUUGGUCGCUGUCCAGCAAUCGCUCAAACCAUCCCGCACGCCUUCUACGAGAAGGCCAAACAGGAGUGGAACAUUGCGUCGUGCCGGCACGUUGAAGAAAGAUGACAACAAGUCGGAGAAACAGAACGAUAGCGAUGAUGAAGCAAAUGAUGGCGACAAUACCAUUGAUGAUGAACAAGGCAAGAGGGGCAAGAAGGACGGCAUUCGUUGUGUUGCAGGUGAAUUUAAGAGUGCUUUCGACACUCUUUUCAAGACUUUGGAAGAUAGUAAACCGUGGUUCGUUAUUUGCAUUCGCCCAAACGAUCAUCAGCUUCCCAAUCAAUUUGAAGCGCGUCAAGUGAAGCAACAACUUGUCACAUACGCAGUAAGCAAUCUUGCAGCCGGUAUGAGCAACGAGUAUACGGUCAGCAUGACUCAUGAUGAAUUUUGUGAACGUUAUUCGGACUUGGCCUUCCUUAAUGCUGCUGAAAUGAAAGGUGCUUCGGGAGGAGAAGCAAGACAGAAAUGCAACAAUGCUAAAGAAGUGAUGGGUUGGUCUGACAAACAUGCGAGAUGCGGUCGUUUGAAAAUCUUCUUAUGCCAUUCAGUAUUCCGUCAAUUGGAAGAUGAGUUGCGCGCUGCUGAUCCGGAUGAAGUACGUGCGAAUGAACGUAGAGCUAUGCUGGAUGCAGAUGCUAUUGCCCGUGGUGAUGUCGAUCCACUCGUACCUGCAAAUGAGCAAGCCAACUUGUACUCACAGCAAAAAGCAUUUUCAGAUGGUGCAGGAAGCGCCAGUAAUGUGCCAUUGAACCCUUUCUCCAAUCAAUUACGCAAUCGAGGUGGACCAAGAUCUGGCGAAGAUGAAUUUGAUGAUGCGAAAAGUUCGGUGACUAGUCUUUCAGGCCGCUUUGAUACCACUUCACCGUCCAUUGCUGGCACAGAAAGCUAUGCUCCGUCUCGUAAUAUGUUCUCUGGACGAGUCGACGAAAAGAUGGCCGGCUUUAGCGGUACAGACCCACAUGAGACAGUAGAGGUGGCUCAUGUUACUUCAGCUCGACGCAAAUGGACUUGCAUUACUUGGUGCUUAACAUUUUGGAUUCCAACAUUUGUGCUCAAGCUUUGUGGCUUGAAGCGUCCUGAUAUCCGUAUGGCCUGGCGCGAAAAAUUGGCAAUCAAUAUGAUGGUAUGGUUUGUUUGUGGUUGUGCAAUCUUUGUCAUUACUAUUCUUGGAAAUUUGAUCUGUCCCAAACAGCAUGUAUUCUCGGAUGCAGAAUUUCAAGCAAAAGCCAGCAAAUAUUCCAUGACUAGAAUCCGUGGUGAAGUUUUCAAUUUGGACAACAUUAUCACCAUGCACAAGACUUCCAUUCCUGUCGUGCAAGCGGAUGUGAUCAGAAAGUAUGCCGGUAUUGAUGCCUCGCCAAUCUUUCCGGUUCAAGUCAAUGCUUUGUGUAAUGGUCGAACGGGCGCCAUCAGUCCUUGGGUUCAAUUGACCAACGAGAAUACAUCCGACGUCAAUGCGAAAUAUCAUGACUUCCGUGCAAUUCAUCCUGAGGAUACACGUCCAGAUUGGUACUACGAAUCUAUGGUACUGAUGCGAUCCAACUUCCGCGUUGGUUUCAUGGGCUAUACACCAGAAGGCAUUUCAGAUUUAAUCGGAGAUGGACGUUCGGUAGGCAUAUAUCGAGGUGAUGUAUAUGAUGUCUCCGACUAUAUUCGGCAAGGUUAUCGAGGUGCAGUACAGGCACCAGAGAAUAUGAGAGCACCAGGAGAUACAGAUGCUGCUUUCAUGACUGAAUCAUUGAUCUCUCUAUUCAAUCAAAAUCCGGGACAAGAUUUGACGAAAAAGAUUGACUCUCUACCACUUUCGAAUGAUGAAUGGCACAGGCAAAGAGUGUGUCUUCGUAACCUAUUCUUCAUUGGUAAAAAGGAUAAUCGUAACUCUCCGCAAUGCCGAUUUUCACAGAAUAUCUUAUUGGCCCUGUCUGUCAUCAUGGUUGCGAUUAUUGGAUUCAAAUUCUUGGCUGCUUUGCAAUUCGGCAGAGCACGUGUACCAGAAGAUCAUGACAAGUUUGUGCUUUGUCAAGUUCCUUGUUAUACGGAAGGUGAAGAGUCCAUGCGAAAGACGAUCAACUCAUUGUCAGCACUGAAGUAUGACGAUAAGAGGAAACUACUGUUUGUCAUCUGUGAUGGUAUGAUUGUCGGUUCUGGAAACGAUAGACCAACACCAAGAAUUGUGUUGGACAUCCUCGGUGCAGAUACACGAUUGGAGCCUGAGCCUUUGAGCUUCUUGUCCUUAGGCGAAGGCAGUAAGCAGCACAAUAUGGCCAAGGUAUACAGUGGUUUGUACGAGCAUCAUGGUCAUGUUGUACCUUAUGUGGUUGUGGUCAAAUGUGGAAAGCCCACCGAACGUCAUCGACCAGGAAAUCGAGGAAAGCGAGAUUCACAAUUGAUCUUGAUGCGAUUCCUCAACAAAGUACAUUUUGGUCUCCCGAUGAACCCUAUGGAGCUUGAAAUCUUUCACCAGAUCAAGAACGUGAUUGGUGUAAAUCCAAGCUUCUACGAGUAUGUCUUACAGGUUGAUGCAGAUACGGAAGUUGAUCCGUGGAGCUUGAACAAAUUUGUCAGUGCUUUCACGAAUGACAAGAAGGUGAUUGGACUUUGUGGUGAAACGAGUAUCAGCAAUUCAAAGCGCACCUUCAUCACCAUGUUGCAAGUUUACGAAUACUUUAUCUCGCACUACCUCUCCAAAGCUUUCGAAAGCUUGUUUGGUUCAGUGACUUGUUUACCAGGUUGUUUUUCCAUGUUCCGCAUUCGAACACCUGACACUCAUCGUCCACUCUUUAUUGCAAAUAAUGUUGUGGAAGAAUAUGCUGAAAAUCGAGUGGAUACCUUACACACAAAGAACCUUUUGCAUCUCGGAGAAGAUCGUUAUCUGACCACCUUGGUACUGAAACACUUUGGAGACUUCAAGACGACUUUUGUACGAGAUGCCAAAGCAAAAACUGCCGUACCAGAAGAUUGGUCCGUUCUACUCAGUCAACGUCGUAGAUGGAUCAACAGUACCAUUCACAACUUGUUCGAAUUGCUCAGCACGCCAGGCUUGUGUGGGUUUUGUUUAUUCUCUAUGCGUUUUGUGGUCUUUAUCGAUCUAUUAUCGACAAUCGUGGCACCAGUGACGCUGAUUUAUAUCGUAUACUUGCUCUUCUUGGUUAUCAAGGAUCAUGCGGCCGUGCCUUUGACGGCAAUUUUGAUGUUGGCUGCUAUUUAUGGAUUGCAAGCGAUCCUAUUCUUGCUCAGAAGACGAUUUGAUAUGGUGGUCUGGAUGUUGAUUUACAUCAUUGGCCUUCCGAUCUGGACGUUCUUUUUGCCAUUGUAUUCAUUCUGGCAUAUGGAUGAUUUCUCUUGGGGUAAUACUCGUGUCGUUAUGGGUGAACAAGGUAAAAAGAUUGUUACGCACGACGAAGGAACUUUCAAUCCAGCCGAAAUACCUCAAAAGACUUGGCAACAAUACGAAGAAGAACUUUGGGAACGUGGAUCAAAUCAAUCCAUCGGAACGAUUUUGCUCAAUAGACAAGGUGGUGCCAAUGAAGAAGGUAUGACUAGAGCAGAAAGUCAUUAUACCGCCAGCGUAUAUGGAAUGCCGCAAGCGGACAAUAUGAUGGGUGCUUCCUACAAGAGCGGACUCGGAUCAGGUUACCAAAGUCCCGUUCCUUCCAUUUACAUGGGAGGAAGUGGGAACUUGAGAGGCGACGCGAUGGGAUCUGCAGCUUUGAGUGGUACGCCAUACUCGCCUCUUAAUCAAGGUCGAAUCGGAUCUUCUUAUGGUCCAUUGGGUGGAUCACCGGUGGGAUCUUCACCUGGAGUGCAAGGCUUAGAGUCGCCAUUCCAAGCAGCGCCUGUUGCUUCUUCGAGUGCGGCAAAUGCAGGCAGUAUGAUGCAUCGACCUAGAUUCAGUACGGCAUCUUCUUCUUAUUUCGGUCAAAUGAACAACCCACCUCCCUAUGCAGGUACCUCGAGUGGCAGAUCGACGCCCACUGCGACUGGACAAACCACCAUCCGUGCUGUCAAUUUGAUGGAUUCAGACUCGCCUUUGAUCGAUAUGGAACGCAGCUCUUUGCCAACGGAUGAAGUGAUUGCACGGGAUAUACGUUCGAUCAUCAGCGCUUCUGAUUUGAAUACAAUUACCAUGAAAGGAAUUCGUGCACAAUUGGAAGCGAUGUACGGCACUUCAAUCAAUGCGAAGAAGGCAUUCAUCAGUGAUACCAUUGACUCUAUCUUGGGCGAUAUUUGA